Messenger RNA from Spirometra erinaceieuropaei, 444 nucleotides. Lineage: Eukaryota; Metazoa; Platyhelminthes; Cestoda; Diphyllobothriidea; Diphyllobothriidae. The record is from the annotation of a GenBank genome assembly.
AUGUCCAGCAGCCCUACUGAGUCCUCCAGAUUCAAUUUGAGUCCGGUUGGCACUCUUGAGCAGCUGGACGCCCUCACUAACGCCCUGAGCGAAGAAACUUAUCGGCGCCAACUGGUAUUUAUGUAACUUAUUUGUUUAUUACUUUGCUAGGUGACGUAUCUAAGCACGCUUGGUGGGGACACCGUUGUGCCUUUCGUUGACAGAGUGUUCGGAGCGCUGUUCUCCGAGGACAUUACCUCCUUUGUCACCUUUUUAUGGGCGACGACAAGGAAAGAGGCCGUUCUUCGGAACGCCUCUGUACAGUCUGGUUCUAAGUAAGACUUGCACUGAAUGUAUGCUUAUGCUUUUUAUUAUAGAGGUCUUCGACCACUGGAAUCGAGGACAGCGCUUCGACCGUCACCAGUUGGAGAGGGCAAUAAAAAACGCCUUCAAGAGGGCGUAUGA